Messenger RNA from Dama dama (fallow deer), 1005 nucleotides. RefSeq names its product gap junction protein delta 4 (gene GJD4). Lineage: Eukaryota; Metazoa; Chordata; Mammalia; Artiodactyla; Cervidae. The transcript is spliced from 2 exons. Gene Ontology annotation, cellular component: connexin complex. The coding region runs from base 1 to 1005 and encodes 334 amino acids. The record is from RefSeq and is a predicted model, not a curated record. Gene Ontology annotation, biological process: cell communication.
AUGGACCAGUCGGACCUGCUGGGGUUCCUUGUCAUCACCCUAAAUUGCAACGUGACCAUGGUGGGGAAGAUCUGGCUUAUCUUCAUGGUGCUGCUGAGGAUGGUGGUUCUCAUCCUGGCCGGGUCACCAGUCUACCAGGACGAGCAGGAGAGGUUCGUGUGCAAUACCCUGCAGCCGGGAUGUGCCAACGUCUGCUACGACAUCUUCGCCCCGGUGUCCCACCUGCGGUUCUGGCUGAUCCAGAGCGUGUCUGUUCUCCUUCCGUCCGCGGUCUUUGGCGUCUACGUGCUGCACAAAGGAGCUGAGUUGGCUGCACGCAGAUCCCACAGGCCAGAGGAUGCCUCGGAGGACCACGACGCCCCGGAGCUCACCCCCGGGGCCAGGCGCCGCCUGACGGUGCCGGACUUCUCCUCGGGCUACGUGGUCCACCUCUGCCUCAGGACCUUGACCGAGGCAGCUUUCGGUGCCCUGCAUUACCUCCUCUUCGGAUUCUUGGUCCCCAAGAGGUUCUCUUGCACGCACCCUCCUUGCACCAGCGUGGUGGACUGUUACGUCUCCCGACCCACGGAGAAGUCCAUCUUGAUGCUUUUCGUCUGGGCGAUGUGCGCGCUGUCCUUCCUGCUCACUGUCGCCGACCUGGUCUGCAGCGUGUGCUGGAAGACGCGAGGGCGACCCGGUGGGGCCCGGAGGAGACCGUGUCCAGGGGCAAGGGGUGCGGCGCCGCAGGGACGCGGGGCGCGGGAGGGGCUGGGGGUGCAUGAGGGACGCGGGGAGCACGCUCGCACGGGACUGGGGGCCCCGGGGCCGGGCGCGCACAGCCCCGCUGCCGAGCCCCCCGCGCCCGGGAGCCUGGAGCUGCCGGGGGAGGACGAGAGCGACGCGUUGUCCUCAGCCAGUGACCAGCCGCGCUUGGCCCGGCCUGGAGCGGCGGCCCCGGGGUGGGAAGAGCGCCCCUGUGCGCCGCGUGCCCCGCUCUCCGGCCCUGGCAAGUCCGAGUGGGUGUGA